This is a messenger RNA of Alternaria rosae, 1237 nucleotides long. RefSeq names its product HAD-like domain-containing protein. The coding region runs from base 209 to 1036 and encodes 275 amino acids. Gene Ontology annotation, molecular function: phosphatase activity. NCBI's taxonomy places the organism in Eukaryota, Fungi, Ascomycota, Dothideomycetes, Pleosporales, Pleosporaceae. The transcript is spliced from 2 exons. The record is from RefSeq and is a predicted model, not a curated record.
UGGGGUUGCGGCAUGACGGUGACUGGCCCUUGAGCCACCCGUCCAGCGUCCCUUAUUUGCAGACUGCCGGCAUUCCGAUUAAGGGUUUCCUAGCGCCCCUCUGGCCUAAUCUUUUAGAUGUCGUUGGUAUCUGGUGGGGUGCUUCUCACUCCUACAUUCACACAUUCACCAUAGACCAGCACCACAGUCGCUCGUUUACUACUCCAACAUGGGUUCAGCACAGAUCGAUUUGGCACAAUUGCCUGCUAUGAAGAGUGACCCCAAGUUCAUCUUCUUCACCGACUUCGACGGCACAAUCACCCUCCAAGACUCCAAUGACUUCAUGACCGACAACAUUGGCUACGGCCGCGACAAGCGCCGCGCGGGAAACAUCGCCUGCCUCAACAACGAAAUUUCCUUCCGCGAUUCCUUCCGCGACAUGAUGGACAGCGUCACAAAGCCCUACGACCAAUGUAUCCAGUACCUUGUCGAUAACAUCAAGCUGGACCCUGGCUUCAAAGCCUUCUUCGAAUGGUCGCUAGAGAACAACAUCCCAGUCGUGGUGCUGAGCUCGGGCAUGGAGCCAGUCAUCAAGGCGCUCUUGGAGAAGUUGGUUGGGCCAGAUGCAAGCAAGAUGCAAGUUCUGGGCAACCACGUUGGACCACGAGAAGGCAAGAACAUCAACGAGGAGGGUGGAUGGCAGAUCCUGUUCAAGCACCCUGAGUCUGGCUUCGGCCACGACAAGUCUAUUGAACUACGGAAGUACUCGAGCCUACCCGAGAACCUCCGUCCAACAAUGUUCUACGCCGGUGACGGUGUAUCCGAUCUUUCUGCAGCACGCGAAACCGACUUGCUCUUCGCCAAGAAGGGUCAUGACCUGAUCAGCUACUGCGCGCGCGAGGAUGUGCCAUUCACAGUCUUCGAGGACUGGUCCAACAUCCUGGCCAAGUGCAAGAGCAUCGUAGAGGGAAAGACCACUGUCCAAGCGGCCGCCAAGGAAGGCUACGAGGCGUACAAGAGCGGCGCUGCGGGAAUCGACGUUGAGACGAAGAAAUAAACAAGUCUCGGAAAUUUGAUUGCGUAUAUCCAUCCAAGACUUUCGGCGUUGGGACUGUCUAUGCUGCGGCGCAGUAGACACCGAAUCCUCCUGAUGAUGUGUGCACGGCAGUGGCUGCGGCGCGAACGAAUCCGUGUGAAGAUGGAUCAGAUCUCUCAGGAUUAUCAUAGACGAAAAGGUUGGACGACAUAGAAAGACCAU